Messenger RNA from Closterium sp. NIES-65, 4320 nucleotides. The record is from the annotation of a GenBank genome assembly. NCBI's taxonomy places the organism in Eukaryota, Viridiplantae, Streptophyta, Zygnematophyceae, Desmidiales, Closteriaceae.
AUGUCGUUUUUGUGUGACUUCGUUUCGAGUCUAUCAGUAUGUUGGAUCUCCGUGGUUUCAGUCCGUGCUGACGUGGCAUCGUGCAAUCGCAGGUGGUACGGCGUGAAGGUGCAAUGCGUGUGGGACAGCUCCGGGCGAUUGGCGUCCCCGUCACGCGUUCUGCAGUACGCAUUCCCAGAGACUCACAAGGGCGAGGCGCUGACGUCAUGGCGGGUGGACGACAGCGACAGCAGCUACCACUCGCGCUACUUCCGCAUCCGCUUCGCCCGCCAGGACGUGGGGCUAAGAGAGGUCGCGUGCUUCCACCUGCCCGUGCGCCAGAAGGUGUGUGCGAGUGCUGCAGUGUGGUGGGCAAAGAGCAUGGCACGCACACGCCAGGAUGUGGGGCUUCGGGAGGUCGCCUGCUUCGACCUGCUGUGCGCCAAAAGACCAUUCGACAACCCUCUAUCGCUGCCCUUUGAGCUCCUCUCCUCCACAUGCCCUUCACAGCGGGCCGGGGGAACGUGCCUCCUGAUGACCUGGACGCAACUCAGAUGUGUGCAACAUGUCUCUCAUGUGUGCAACAUGUCUCUCAUGUGUGCAACAUGUCUCUCAUGGUCUGCGUCUCUUCUCCCGCGGCCCCGCCUGCAUGCACUUGUGUGUGCUUGCAUCUCUGCGCCCUUCUCGUCCCCUUCCCCUGUCCCCCAGAGGCCAUUCGACGAGCCCGUAUCGCUGCGUUUCGAGCUCCUCCACGCGCCCUUCACAGCGGGCCGUGGCAACGUCCCACCCGACGACCUAGACCCUGUAGCGCGGCAGAUAGUGCGCAUUCCGGGCGGCAUGUGGCACCACGUGCACGAGUACACGCCCGUCACAUUCGACACCAUGCACUUCGCACAGCUGGACGUCACUGUUCAUGCCGCCAUGCUGCAUUUCUCCAACCCGCCUCUGCACUCCGCACAUCGACCCAGGGUUGUGCGUCCAGUGAGACCCCCUCCCGCCACACUCCCUCCACCGGCGGAUCUGCCUCCAAUCACCUUCUACACCACUGACAACUCCUCACAACCGCUCCCCCAGCAGCCCACCACUGCCGUUACGUCCCAAGAUGACAGCGCCCCUGCCAUUACAUCCCAGGCUGCCGGCACCACUGCUGUGACUGCUGCUGAUGCUCAUGCUCCCAGGGCUGGUGGUGGUGAGGACUUGGCUGGUGUAGGCAGUGCAGACGAGGGUGCAGCUGCAGGCCACGCUGCUGCAGCUGCAGGUGCAGGGGCAGAUGCAGUAACUGCAGCAGCAGGAGGAGCUGGUAUAUCAGCAGGGGCAGCAGCAGGGGCAGGUGCAUCAGGGGCAGGUGCAGCAGGGGGAGGUGCAUCAGUGGCAGGUGCAUCAGGGGAAGGAGCUGCAGGGGCAGACACAGGAGGCCAUGCGGAGGGCAGGGAGGAGUUCUAUGAGGCGGAGGGUAGCUUUGUUGUGGCGCAGGGGGAGCAGAGUGACGUGGUGGGUAAGGAUGUUGCAGACAAGUCAUUUCUAGAUGAGAUGCUUGAGAGCACUCCCACCAGAGGUGGGGAGGCUGCUGCUGGUGUGGCCAGAGGGGGAACUGGAAUCACAGGUGGUGCGGCCAAUGGGAAGGAUGGAGAGGCGCCUGGGGCGGGCAGGGGAAGGAGCGGAGAGGGUUCUGGAGCAGGGGAGCGGGAGAAGAAUGGCAAGGCGAAGCUCGCGGAGCCCUCCACAACAACCAUAGCGUGUCUGCUGCUCGAGUCCUCUCUCCGAUUAGUGCUCGCGGAGCCCUCAGCAGCGACAAUGGUGUGUCUGCUGCUGGAGUCCUGUCUCCGUUCACUCACUCUACUCCCUCUCUUCCCUUCACACACCACUCCUUCCUCCCCUGCAGCUCGCGGAGCCCUCAUCAGCGACAAUGAGCCCGCAACAGCGACCAUGGCGUGUCUGCUGCUCGAGUCCUCUCUCCUCCUGCGCUCGCUCAACGCUGCGCUCGCUGCCACAUACAACCUGCACCACCUGCUGCCUCCCCCAGACGCCAUGGCUGAGCAGUCGCUCUGCUCUCCGGUGCUCGCCAGUGCACUGCGCAAGCUGAUGGGUCAGUCCGACAGAGCAGAUGCUGACAGGCCAGAUGCUGACAGGGAACGUGCUGCCGUGGCAGAUGCUGACGGGGCAGAUGCUGACAGGGCAAAUGCUGACGGGGCAGAUGCUGACAGGGCAAAUGCUGACGGGGCAGAUGCUGACAGGGCAAAUGCUGACGGGGCAGAUGCUGACAGGGCAAGGGCGAAAUCCGGUGGAGUGGAGACGAGCAGAAGUGAGGGGCCAGGUCCAGCAACAGAGAGAGGGGCGAGCGGGAGUGGAGAGGAUGCAGCGAGUAGUGAAGGGGGUGGUAAUGACUGUAACGGAGGUGACAAUGGAUUGAAGGGGAGAGCACAGGAGUGGGAGGGAGAAGGUGUGGCUGUGGGGGGUGAUGGGGGAGGGGAGCAGAGUAGUGGUGGGUCGGGCACGGUAAAGAGCGGUGAUGAUGGUGGGGGUGAUGGGGUUACCGAUGCUGGGGGUGGAAGCAGGGAGGAAAGUGGGAAGGCGGAGUUGAGUGCAGAGGAUGGGACGGGCAGUCAGUUAGGGAAGAGGGAUACCACCACCACCACUGGAGUGACUGUGACUGAUGGGAGUGUGAGUUUAACGGAGGAGGAAGUGGAAGCAGUGAAGGUUGCUGCAAAGGGUCUCGUGACUGCGUACUGGACGUCCUUCUUCAGCAUGCACAAGCUGUGCCACGUGGAGCUGUGUGCGGUGCUGCGGCAGCAGUGGGUGGCAAACCAAACACGAGAAGCAGCGCCGUGGGUGUAUGCGUCUUCCUCGCCCAUGCAGACAGAGCAGCUCUUUGGCCUCGACCGCUGGCCCGAUGUCACCACAGCCAGGCAAUUCAUGCCGCCAGACAAGCAGAGCGAUCAUCCACCCACCCACCUCUCUCGUCUCACACCUUCUCAGCUGCCGCUCCUCUCAGCAGCCUUGGCUCCCCAGCUCGCGCUCCUCUCAGCAGCCUUGGCCCGCCAGGUGCGGGCGGCCAUGGCUGCAGUGCCCUCCUCCGUGCUCGCCCUGCCAACCCACCGCUGCCAUAACUGCAUCCCCAAUCCCGCCUCCUCCCUCCGCCACACCUCUCUCCCCCCACACCCCUCUCAGUUGGCGCUCCUCUCAGCAGCCUUGGCCCGCCAGUGCACACUGCCCUCGCACGCUGCUCUGCCUCACCUGACCUACCUGCACCUUCACUCGUCCCAAUUGACCCUGCCAUUCGCAUGGCUUCUCUUUGCUCCCAAGACAUUCCAUCCUUUGAACCCCAACCUUAUGCCGUGCUCCCCUGCAGACGACAGCAUGCAGCCCUACCUGCCCUACCUGCACCUCUACCUCUCCUUCUGUGGGCCCCACCUGGGCUACUUGUACCACUCCAACUCCCUCGUCACGGGGGCCUGGGGUGGGGGAGGGGGUGUGCCUGCCACACUCCACAUAUCCAUGCCACUGGCCCCUUCAAUCAACUCCCUGCCCAAGGGCCUUCAUUUUGUGCCUUUUUUUACAUAUCUUCUAUCCCGUGACUCCCUCUCUCCUGCCCUGCUCCCCACUGCAGACGACAGCAUGCGGCCGUACCUGCCCUAUCUGCACCUCUACCUGUCCUUCUGUGGCCCCCACCUGGGCUACAUGUACCACUCCAACUCCCUCGUCACGGGCGGCAUGUGGCUGCUCAAGCGCCUCGACCCCUCCUCCCUCAUGCGCCAGCUGUCCUUCUCCGAUUCGCUCAACGUCCGCGACUCCUGCAUCUACCGCCUCUCUCAGGUCGCGCCAGGAGUGGGUCCACUUCAAGCACAUCGUUCUCUUUGCCUCGCCCCAGGUGCAUCCCUCCCUCCCCUCUCAUCAACUCAUGCCGCCCUGCAAACCAUCAGUUAUCUUCCUGACUUAUGCCACGCCAGCUUGCACUUUAUCCAUACACUCCAUGUCACUCGUUCAAUCGCCUCUCCCUCCCCAAUUAUGUGCCCGCCUGUCGAGCCACCUCAGGACGAGUAUGUGCCAUAUCAUUCCGCCCGUCUGGAGGUCUUUGGUGCGGUGCUGAGGGAUGCUCGUCUCGGUGGCGUGUACACAUCAAUGGUUGAAGGCUGCCUUGCGCCAUUCCUCUCCCAUCCUUCGUGGACGUCUGGAGAUCGAUCAUUCAUUCGCUGUGACGUCAACUUUGAGUUGCCGCAACAGCAACGUAAUUUGAACCGCCUGCUGGGAAGAGCGGCUCACAUUGAGUUCCUGGAGUUCCCAGCUUUUAUUCAGUUUUUCUUUGCCACGCAUAUGCAUCUGCUGGCAAUUGGUGCUGAAUGA